AUUCACAGAUCAAUCCUCAAUUCGGAAAUCUUGUACAGCCAGCCACGAUACCAAACCAGUGAGCGUCCUCGAUUGUGAUACAGUUCAAAACGAUCCAAGAGCAAUACAAGAUAUUAGCAAUGGAUACCAGGAAGAACAUUGUAAUCCUAAAAACGACAGACGACUGGAGAAAAUGGAUCGAACAGCUUAGCACGGAGGCAAUGAAGGAGAAUGUAUGGGAAUACAUUAACCCUGACCCAAACCGGAUGGUACUUGAGCCCGCACCAGCCAAGCCUAUGGAGCCAGUUGCGCCUGAGAUAGACUUCAGCAAAACAAGUGAAGCGCAGCUGUUAUUACAGAAAUAUCAGAUUGAAUCCAACACAUACGAACGACAACUCAGUCGGUACGAGAAACACCAGAAACGUAUGAAGCAUAUGCGUUCUUAUAUUCUCGACACUGUGUACAUUGGACAUAAGCCUAUGAUUCGAGAAAUCAGCGAAGUUUCUGAAAUAAUACGAAAGCUUAAGAAAGAGCUUGCUCCAAAACCAAACCGAGAAAGAGCCUUGUUAAUUGAGCAGCAUCGAGAGCUCAUAAUGACGAAAAAUUCCUUGAAACCAAAAGAGUUGAUUCAGAAAUGGCGAGAUUUAAUAAUUGACAUGAAAUUCGCCAAAUUCACUGAGAUUCCGGACGACCGAUUAACCAGGGACUUCAUCAAAACAACUGAGAAUGUUUUACCCAAGUUCUAUGAGACAUGGACCACCCGUAUGAUCGAAUUCGAUCUUGAUUCUGGAGCUACCAAUCUAAUAGAAAUACCAACAGUUGAUGAGAUUAUUAGUCAAUUCGAACAAUGGGAAGAGGUGUAUACCAAAUCUAAUCCACCUUCCAGACGGGAUAUUGCUAUGGCGACAUUUGGCGAUAAAUCCGACCAGACAGAGAAGGAAAAACAAGACACAACACCCAAACAAAAGACGAGAACCUGCAUAUGCGGUCAGGAACAUCUAUUUGAAGAUUGCCCAUAUGUGAAUUCGAAGAAACGUACCGUCAAUUGGAAACCAGAUGAAGCCAUACAGAAAAAGUUCGAGCAACUAGAGCGACGUCAUGGACAUCCCAGAGCAAAAAUGCUCCAAAGAAUCAAGAAGAAACUGGAAAAAGAAGGCAGUAGUGGGACGAAAGUCUCAUUUUUAACUGAUGCUAAGAAUGACAAUGGGAAUAAAGAAUCAGCAAAUUUAUUGUAUGAUUCGGAUGAGUAUAUUGGCAUACUUCUCAACGCCAAGCAACCAUCUCUAAAUCCACCGAUCAGUACAGCACUGUCAGCCUCAAGCAGAAAUCUUGAUAUUAAGGAGAUGACCUUACUCGACAGUGGAGCGACAGUUCAUAUCACCAAUAAACGGGAUAAGCUUAUUAAUAUGCAGUCGAAUGUUCGAACAAUCAUGGCCGGAAAAACAGAGAUCCAAAUGUAUGGACCAGGACAGUACAUCCUUCACCCAACAGAUCCUAUUAGCGAUAAAGUUAUAUGCAAAGGAAUACGGAUCUUGGAAAUGUGGUAUGUGGAAGGGUUUCCUACAACAAUUAUCUCAAUGAGCCAGCUUCGGAGCCACGGUAUCAAAUACGAUGGAAAAACCGACAGAUUGUGGAGCGAGCGAACAAACGAGGACCUUUGCCAUGUCAAAUGCACUGGCAAGCUAUAUCUGCUUGAAUGGAACUCGAAUAAGAAUUCUAAGACAUCCCUAUCAAAGGAGUUAGCCUUAAGUUCGUUUGACAAAAGAAUACUGAAGGAUCCCGCACAGGUAUGGCAUAAGAGAUUCGCCCACGUAUCCAAUAAAUCGAUUGAAAACAUAGAGAAGGCCACUGAGGGAGCAAACAUUACCGCACCGUUCCAAAAAAGGAACGAGGAAGGAUUCGAGGAAAAAUGCGAAGUCUGUGCAAUCACCAAGAUACGCAAGAAAAUCAGCAGAGUUCCAAUGACGCCACCGACAAGGCCAUUCCAAAAGUUAUUUGUGGAUAUUAUUGUCAUGAAUCUUGCAAUGAACAAGGAUUCAUAUGCAUUGCAUGCUGUUGACCCAUACACGAAGUUUCACAUCCUAACGACAACUCGUACAAAGUCAGUCAACUUCAACCUUGAAAACAUGAUUGAAGAGAUCGAACAUACCUUCAAGACAAGGAUUGAGGAGAUCCAACUAGACGGAGAGUCAUCGCUUAAUGGAAUCAGCUUCAGGGACUAUUCUCAAAAGAGAAAAAUCAGACUGAUUGUCACCGUGCCAGAUACACCAGAGCAAAACGGCCCAAGCGAGCGAGCUGGAGGAAUUAUCAGCAUGAAAUCUCGCAGCCUAAUCCAGGAAGCCAACUUACCUCAAGGAUUAUGGCCAGAGGCUAUGAAAGCUGCCGUUUGGAUCCUAAACAGAACUCCGAUAAAAGCCUUGGGCUAUAAGACAGCAUAUGAGAUGGCUCAUGGGACGAAACCAUACGUUGGGAAUCUGUUUCUAUUCGGAUCUAAGGCAUAUGUCAGAGUGGACACUAAGAAAAGCGAGAAGAUGGCUCUGCGCGCCCAGAUAGGAUUCUUGGUGGGAUAUGAAGCUCACAAUAUCUGGAAGGUAUGGACUACUGGACCUAAUGGAUCGAAAGUCAUACGCGCCAGAGACGUCAUCUUCGACGAGACGAAGAAAUAUGACCCAGAACAUCCAUUUGUUAAAGAGAUUGUCAGAGAAGGUGUGCAGAGAUACGUUGACAACGUUGACAUACCAAAUCUUGAAGACAUCGAGCAAAACGAUAUAAUCGACUCAGUUGACGAAGAUAUGAAUCUACAAAGCAUGGUCAGCCCAGUUGUGUCAAAUAUUGAAAAUACUGGAGGCACAUUACCUCAUGAUUCCAUGGAUAUUAGCAGGCCAGGUCAAGCACUGGAUAUACAACAAGAUGUGCCACAAAACAUGGAGAUUGACGAACCAACCCAGCCGGAUCAGGAUACUAUGGAUAUUGACCACGAAAAUCCAGAAAAUGAAGCCCAAGAAGCGACACAAAUUGACAAUCGUGAGAAAUCCGUGGUGAAGAAGUUGAAAAUCGACUCAGCUGGAGGGGUGGAGCAUGAGGAUAAUAUCAAGGAAGAAGUUGACGAGGAUAAGAAUAUCCCCAGCGACAAACAGCUUCCUCAAUCUUCAAGUCCCGUGACCAUGGAAAGGCUUUCAGCCAAUCAUGAUGCAGAAAAAGCAAAUAACGUCAACAACGACUUACCUACCCCGCCUCAAGGAGCCUCUCAGCAUUCAAGCGAAAAGAAUGAGUCAACAGGAACUCAGGAACCCCUUAGUACCUCUCGAGCACAGGAGAUUAACGCGGACCUCUCAGAAAGCAAUAUAGUGACAGGACCCAGGAUUCGAGUACCGUCAAAAAGAGCCCUAAGUCCAGAAUCAAGCUCUUUAUCAAGGAAGAAGCACAAAAAACUCAGCCGCGCAUUUUUAGCCAGGCAAAAGUUGCUACAAGAUUCGACAACGGACAAAAUCCUUUUAGCUGCACUAGAAAAGCUUGAAAAACCACUUACAGAACAGCUUCCACCAGAACCUAAGAAUUGGACAGGCGUUUUACGACACAAAUUCAAAAAUCAGUUCAUACAAGCUGCGAAAACCGAGUUUGAAGCUUUAAACAAGAAAGGCACGUUUGAGUUUGUUCCUAGACCUCAAAAUAAGCAUAUUCUACCACUGACAUGGGUUCAAAAAUUGCAAUUUGACAACAAGGAUUGUGUGCGCGGUGAUCUACAACAGCCCAAUGAGCUCGAGAAGCGAGCAGCCACACUGGCAGCCCGAAAUUUUAGGCUGAUGAUGGCUCUAGCCGCUAUAUUCGACUUGGAGAUUGUGCAAUACGAUGCCGUGAAUGCCUUCAUAAACAGUCUAUUGGAUAAGGAGGUUUAUACAUUGUGUCCAGAUGGCUUCAAACAAAGUAGCAAGGUCAUAAAAUUACGGCGAGCUCUAUACGGAUUACGGAGAAGUCCUCGGUUAUGGCAGAAAGAACUAACAACGACCUUAUUAAGCCUGGGAUUUGUUCCAAUACCUGAUGAAGAAUGUCUAUUUAUCAAAAAUGGCGUUCUUAUACUAUUUUUUGUUGAUGACAUCCUUGUGUUCUACGACAAGGACAAAAAACAAGCUAUUUUCGAAGAAACUGAGAAAGGCCUUACGAGCAAAUACGAGCUCCGAAAAAUGGAUAAAUUCGAAUGGUUUCUGAACAUUAGGAUCCUUCGUGACCGAGCCCAGAGAAAGAUUUGGCUCUGUCAGGAUUCCUAUAUCGCGAAGAUAGCCAGUCAGUUCAAUAUCAACACCACGAACAACGUCGACACACCAAUAUCUGGCAAUAUUGAGGCCUCAAAAGGAGAAGCAACUAAUCAAGAGAUUCACGCCUAUCAAGAGCUUGUUGGAUCCGCCCUGUAUGCCUCUAUCAUGACACGGAUCGACGUUGCAAAGGCUGUCAACGAACUAGCCAAACACACGAAAAAUCCUUCAAUCGCCCAUUUCCAGCAGAUAAGGAGGGUUAUCCAAUAUCUUUAUAACACUCGCUUCCUAGCUAUUGAAUUCUCACCACCGCAAAAUCCUGAGAAAGACGCGUUUAUAUGUGCCUCAGAUGCCUCAUUUGGAGACAACCCCGACCGUACAAGUUCCGAGGGUUAUUUGGUCCAAAUAUAUGGGGGCCCAGUCGACUGGAGAGCCACAAAACAACGCCUAGUCACGACAUCAACCACCGAAGCCGAACUCCGAGCUGCCACCGAGGCCGCCAAGAGGCUUCAAGUUUGGAAACGUGUUUUCAGGUCAAUUGGCUUCAAGCCUGAUAGAGAGCUCUCUAUCCAAUGCGAUAACAAGCAGACUGUUGCACUAUUGACUAGUGAAGAACCGCAGUUUCGAACGAAUCUCAAACAUGUUGAUAUAUAUCAUCACUGGCUAAGGCAAGAGAUCUCCAAGAAGCGCCUCCGGAUUGAAUGGGUGGACACCAAGCGAAUGGCUGCAGAUGGACUUACCAAGAUCCUACGCGGUCAGCCGUUCCUAGAUUGGAGAAAACACCAAGGACUAGUGAAUAUAGGCCAUUUGACACAGGAAUAAAAAGCUCUAAGCUUCCAUUCCUGGAGGGGUGUGUUGGAUAUUUGAUACGCUAAUCCCAAUCAGGAUGUCAUUACUAAUCAUGAUUCCUCGGAAUAACGACAUAUCCGUGAGAACAUGAGAGCCAAACUCAAGCCUACAGUUUGGAGUCAGGAUGGUCAUUUAUCCCGUAAAUCCGUGAUACUUUGCCACUAUGAUGUGUAUAUAAAGAGGAUCAAGA
Messenger RNA from Talaromyces stipitatus ATCC 10500, 5268 nucleotides. RefSeq lists its product as uncharacterized. The record is from RefSeq and is a predicted model, not a curated record. The transcript is spliced from 2 exons. Gene Ontology annotation, biological process: DNA integration. The coding region runs from base 120 to 5051 and encodes 1643 amino acids. Lineage: Eukaryota; Fungi; Ascomycota; Eurotiomycetes; Eurotiales; Trichocomaceae. Gene Ontology annotation, molecular function: nucleic acid binding.